CUCCAUCACUCGUUAAACAUCCUCUAUACCUUAAUUUCGAAUAUUUCUUAUUGUCCAUCUUAGCCCAUUUACCUACUCCGAUUACUACGUCACGAUCCCAUCCCCGACUUGACUCGACCGCUGCAUCCGAUACUCGAUACUCCUUUCCUCCAUCGAUCCUCAGCCAUGCCUACAUAAGGGAAAAGAACAGCUGACUAGCGAAGGAUAUCGGGACUGUAUGCUUGUUAAAAAGGGGAUAAUUUCCGAUGGUUUCAGACCAUACAUGAGCGGCCCGCAACGUCAACGACAGCGACGGCGACGACGACGACGACGACGACGAAGACGAGGACGACGACGUGAAUCCUUCCAGAGUAACCAACCAUGAGGGACGCCGCUGGCCUGACUCCCCGCCAGAUCUGGGCUCAGCCAACCUCCACAACCACUACGAGUUAUCACCCCGGUUGUACGCCGUUUCUCCUCCCACAGCAUGGUUAUAUUCACUUGAACCGGACUGCGACCCUCACCCUGACGCAGAAUGCGGUCUUUGAGCCUCUGUGUACGGGCGAGCCGUCGAAUGUUACGAAUCCUUCUGCCGUACUGGAUACCCGCGACCCCUUUUACUCGUCCGUUACGCCGCAGUUAUAUGCGAUCGGUUGCGCCACUGUUGUCAGCUAUCUUCUCGUUAUCAUCCUUUUGAUUACUCCGCGUACAUAUUACAUUGGUGGUCCCAGCGGUGGCGCGAAUUUUCUGAGUCGACAUGGUAUGCUUGGAGGUUCAUAUAGUGGUGGUUCCUCGACUGUGGGAGUCGGUGGCCGACCAUGGCUUCAAAAAGUUGCUGCAAUAUUGGUUGCCAUCUCGUUGACCAUCGCGAGUGCGGACUCGUUCAAGGUCGCUGAGAGGCAGUAUAUAUACGGAUACUCGGACGCUGAAGCACUAACUGCAGAGGUUAUUGAUGGGAACGAAAUUCGAAUAGUUCGCGUCAUAUCCAGCACCUUCCUCUGGCUUGCUCAGGUCCAAACGUUGAUUCGAUUAUUCCCGCGACACAAAGAAAAAGUCAUGAUCAAAUGGGCUGGUUUUGCAUUAAUCGUGUUGGAUACGACUUUUAGCAUUCUCGAGAACUUCCUUGUGAAAUCCAAUACUACGCGACCACGGUUAUACGACGAUGCGAUUCCUGCGCUCAGUUACCUAUUCGAACUUUCCCUGAACUUGCUCUAUGCCGCAUGGGUUAUCUUUUAUUCCUUAUCGAAACAUCGAUUCGCGUUCUUUCACCCGAAGAUGAAAAAUAUAUGCCUGGUAGCCCUGUUAUCGCUCUGCGCCGUGUUAACCCCGGUUGUGUUUUUCGUAUUGGACAUCGCAAAACCCGACGUGGCUGGCUGGGGUAGUUACAUCCGGUGGGUUGGAUCUGCCGCAGCGAGUGUCGUGGUCUGGGAAUGGGUGGAACGGAUCGAGGCCUUGGAGCGCGAUGAAAGGAAGGAUGGAAUUCUCGGAAGAGAGAUCUUUGACGGCGAUGAAAUGUUGGAGAUUACGCCAUCUGAAGAAGUCGAUUGGCCGCGCCAAACCUACAAUGGGAACAAUCGAGGCGGUGGUACAGGGGCAUCGUCAGGAUGGGGAGGCAUGAUGGGCUUAGCACAUCAUCCGCUGCGAACCCGAAAUAAUGGACAUGGAAGACAGGCUGGCCCACAGAGUCAAACAUACGCCCUCUUUGCCGAGUCACGACGCCGGAGAGCAGCCCGGCCCACUCCACCACCGGUAGCGGUCACGCCUGUCAGUCGGGCAGACACCAACAGUGCAGCGAGCACAGUGUAUAAUGUCCGCUAUCACCCUGUUUCGAGUCCCACCCCGCCGGUGAUGAUGCCUUAUAUGGAAGAGGAGGAGGAAACGGAUUGGCCCAAAGAGGAGGAUAUCAGACAGCAUAAUGAUCAUUCCGGCGAAGCUCUCACGGCGCAACAGCAUCGAGACGGGCUGACCCAAACCGUCCACACGGAUCCACGGUGGCGGAGUCUAUUGAACCCAUUCAAACGAAGACGUGCGUCUCCGCCAAGGGAAGUCGCCUCCGCACAGGCAGAGCAUCCCGAGGAGGAGAAAGAGUCAGAUUUCUCCGAAAACGAGGGGCACGAACAGCAGCCCAAUGUCCCGCGCAGAGACAAUCAUUUCUUCCCUUUCAACCGCAAAAGAGGUCCUGCAAGCGGACGACAAGCUGCUGAUGCAUCCUUGCCGGUCACCGUCAUUCCUGCCCGGAAUCAGGGACAAAGCACCUGGUCGGCGCAGUUAUUCAAUGACUCCAGUCUUCUUGAACAGGACCGUCGUCCAGCCUCCAGCCACCCGGCUUCCGGUCAUUCUAAUCUACCCGUGAGGGUUCCAUCGCAGACGCGGGUCGCUCCGCCAUGGGCAACCGACGAUAAUGCCAACCAUUAUGAACUGCGCUAUGACCCCGAAGCGGCGGCUCUGGUCGGGCCCGAUGACCAUUUUCCAGAGCAUCUUUCUGCAAAUCACACACAGGAUGCGUCUCAAGCUUCUGAGGGGGUGGGUUCUGAUCAGACGGUCUACCAACCUACACCACAGCGGCCGGGUCAGGAACGCGGGCGAUCUUUCGGUCAUUUCGGCGCAGGAUAAAAGCGCGACGAGUGAGGAUAUUUCCAGCUAUCGUCAUGAUUAAUUGAUUAUAUCGGGGUUUUGGGAGGAACGGUUUUUCUUAUCUUGGAGUAUUGGGAUUUUGACAGCUAGAUUCAAGUGAUACCCAGUGACUGGCGCGUUCUUUCUUUUCAAGGGUUAUUUCUGUGGUAUAUACGGGAUUUUAUAUUCUCAACUUGUCGAUGUCUUUCUAUACUAUAAUUUCUUUAACGACUUUUCAACUAUAUACUUUUUUGCUAUCUUGAACUGGGAUCUGAGAUCUAUACAAGGCGGUGUGAGCUUAACAGACGGUCAGAGAACCCGAUGCUGCA
This is a messenger RNA of Aspergillus glaucus CBS 516.65, 2921 nucleotides long. Its product is annotated as PalH/RIM21 family protein. The transcript has a single exon. Gene Ontology annotation, cellular component: plasma membrane. Bases 361 to 2592 code for a protein of 743 amino acids. NCBI's taxonomy places the organism in Eukaryota, Fungi, Ascomycota, Eurotiomycetes, Eurotiales, Aspergillaceae. The record is from RefSeq and is a predicted model, not a curated record. Gene Ontology annotation, biological process: cellular response to pH.